Anopheles funestus (African malaria mosquito) is the source of this 6878-nucleotide messenger RNA. It is a transcript of the gene TTLL5, whose product is annotated as tubulin polyglutamylase TTLL5. Gene Ontology annotation, cellular component: cilium. Lineage: Eukaryota; Metazoa; Arthropoda; Insecta; Diptera; Culicidae. Bases 1251 to 4589 code for a protein of 1112 amino acids. The record is from RefSeq and is a predicted model, not a curated record. Gene Ontology annotation, biological process: protein polyglutamylation; microtubule cytoskeleton organization. Gene Ontology annotation, molecular function: tubulin-glutamic acid ligase activity; tubulin binding. The transcript is spliced from 4 exons.
GACUGCUUACCUUUUUUUUCUGUAGCCCCGGCAGGCGCACGGGUAGGAAAAACGGGUAUGUAAUUGUUGCUUAGAACACCCAACAGUACCUUGGAGAGGCGUUGUUUAGGAGAGUGGUUGGUGGAGUUGCGAUGUUGUUUGCAACAUGACAGCCUAACGUCAACCGCAGUUAAUAUCGAAGGUGUACAAGAUCGAGUGGAGUGUAGCGGAGCACAGCCCAAACAGAGUAAAAUCCCGCCCAAACAGUACACGCUGCUGUGUCUUUUGUGACUUCGGCUUUGGGACGCACAUUCCGAUAUUCGCGUGCCGUUGUAACAAAACAGGGAAAUGUUCCUCCAGGGCAACCGGUUAUUGAUACACGGUGGGGUAAGGACAUAGCGAGACAAGGUGGCACGUACCGGCAGGAAGACGAUUUGGGUCCACGAUGUAACACAUGCGAUAACCGAAUCAGUUCAACUCGGAACUUCUUGGAGUGCAGAUGUAAACUUAAAACUUGUGGUUGUUGGUGUUUCAGUUAUUUGUGUCCCUUUUCGGCUGGAAAAAAAGGAACCUUUACGUGUUUUCUUUUUGCAACGGAACAAGUAUACGACUAAUUUUGCAGUGAUAAUAAGUCUGAUAACGAUUGUGAGGAAGAAGGUGCAGAACCAAAGAUGAGACUACGGGAACAGUUGGCACGCGAAAUUUUUGACCCAAGUUCCUGCCUAAGCCAAAACAUUAUCAUCCGGGAGAUGGUGUUACAGCAUAAGGAAAAAAUGUAAUGUUAAAAAAAUAAUUCUGUUAAUUAUCGACAGCUUUUAUUGUUGUACAGUAUUCGUCUAUUUUUAAAUGGAAAUAGUUACUUGAAGAAACCAAAACCCCUUGUAACCUCACAAGGAAACUCAUACCCUACCAAAUAAUGUAGAACAUUUAAAAGUCAAUGAACUUAUACAGAAGGAUAAUCGUGUUGUUCUGCGGUGAACGAUGACCGACGACGCCCCAACCGAUAUGACUAAUCGAACAUAAAUUAUUGCCCUACCUUCGAAGAGCUAUCGGCAAGAAGAAUGGUGUGAGUCGAAUUGUUUUCCGGUAUAAAACCCAUCAUGCAGUUGAUUUUAUAUUCCCAGCUCGUGACUGGUGGUGAAGUUUUUCAUAAUUCAUAAACCAGUGGGUUUCGGUUUUACAUGCCCGAAAAAAAGGGUAGUCUAUAACCUAUGCGACAUUAGAAAUUAUGAAUUGAUUAUGAGUCGAUCGACGGCAACGAUGGAUUGGGGAUGAUGUGCGUCCUCCUUCCCAUAUUGAAACUAUCGUCAGUGACGUUGUGUCUGAUUUUGUUUUCCCUUUUGAUUUUUACUUGCAGGCGGAAACUAAACGGGUACUCUAGUUUGGAUUUAUUCGUUAUGCCUAUAACCGACAAACCGCGAUUAAAUCACUCACAAAAUGCCAAAAAAAUCAUACCAGCCACUCCCAAUCCAUGGGUUGCCGGUGGUCCACCGGGUGGAAAAGAUGCCGUCCUGGUGUUCCGUACCUAUGCGCUUUCACCUGCGGCCUCGGAGAACGGUUCGGAUCUGUGCUCCGGUAGUGGCAGCCCAUCAGUGACACCGUCGUCGGAAGCUACGGCAAGCCCUUACCCAGCCGAUAUUGCAGCCAACGCUGGUUCGUCCACAACUCGGCUGGCCGAGUUAAAGAGCGCACAGAAAGCCUCUUCCACUGCCCCCAAUUCGACACUGCCGAAAAAUUUUAAUGUUCAGCGUAAAACACGCGGAACGGCACCGAGCAGAAGCAGCACAGUCACUACCGAGGAUGAAAACGACGAUGACGAGGAAGAAGGUGAAGGUGGGGACGAGGAAGACGACGAUGAGGAGGAAGAGCUUGAGCGGAAUGAUCGGGCUGCGGCAACAGAUGAAGAUGCACAGGACGAUGAAGAGGCAGGAGAGGGUGAGGGUAACGAUGACGAGGAGGAUGGGGAUGAAACGGAUGCCGGUACAACGUCACAGGAGGAAUCAAGUCCUGUCAAGGGAAAGACAACAGUAGCCGUUGAAGAUACGCGCACGAACAAGUCGAAAAAACGUCAGCUCGAAUCGUCAUCCUCGUCCAGCUCGCUUAGCAAUGCGUCCAUGUCAAGCGUUAAGGGUGGCUCGGGAGAUGAAAUUGACACGGAAAUGUCAACCUCGAAAUCGGAACCCGCGCUAGCGAUGGCCGCAAUGGACAAGAAACUGGCCGCCCAUCGCAAACACAAGGAGGAAAACAAGGAAAAUCAACAAAGCGCGCCAACGAAAACGGAAAUGCCGGCGGCACAGCUGAACAUUUGUUACAAGUUCAUUAACACGGAGACGCGGCUGCUGAGGAAAAUUCUGAACGCACACGGUAUGGGCGAGAGUGGCCCGGAAUGUAACGAUUUCAACCUGCUGUGGACGGGCAUACACCUGAAGCCAGACAUUUUGCGAAAUUUAGCCCCGUACCAGAGGGUGAAUCAUUUCCCUAGGUCCUACGAGCUGACACGCAAAGAUCGUUUAUACAAAAACAUUGAGCGGAUGCAGCACCUUCGGGGCUAUAAGCAUUUCGACAUCGUACCACAAUCGUUUCUACUGCCACAGGAUUAUAAGGAACUGAUAGCAGCGCAUAACAAAUGUCGAGGUCCGUGGAUCGUAAAGCCAGUCGCUUCGAGCCGAGGUCGUGGUAUUUUCAUUGUCAAUUCGCCGGAUCAGAUUUCAUCGUUCGAACAGGUUGUGGUGGCAAAGUACAUUUCCGAUCCGCUUUGCAUCGACGGGCAUAAGUGUGACAUACGCAUAUACGUUGCAGUGACCUCGUUUGAUCCACUCAUCAUCUACAUCUACGAGGAGGGUCUGGUCCGGCUGGCUACCGUCAAGUACGACCGGACGGCGGAAAACCUUUGGAAUCCAUGCAUGCAUCUGUGCAACUACAGCAUCAACAAGUACCACACCGAUUACAUCCGCUCGAGUAACGCUGGCGAAGAGGAUGUCGGGCACAAGUGGACGCUGAGUGCGCUGUUGAGGCACCUCCGCAGCCAGGGUUGCAACACCGAGCAGUUGAUGCUCGCGAUCGAGGAUUUGAUCAUCAAGGCGAUUUUCUCCUGCACGCAACCGAUCGUGUCCGCCUGUCGGAUGUUUGUACCGCACAUUGGCAAUUGCUUCGAGCUGUACGGCUUUGAUAUCUUGAUCGACGACAUGCUGAAACCGUGGCUGCUGGAGGUGAACCUCUCGCCGUCACUUGGCUGUGAUACGCCACUCGACACGAAGGUAAAAGCUUCGAUGUUGACCGAUCUGCUCACGAUGGUGGGCAUACCGGCCAUCAGUCCGCUGCAAAAGGCAUGCUACGAUAGCAAGGGGCAGAAGAUACGUAACCUUACGACACCGUACAGGCGCGUUAAUUCGGCCGAUUUUGUACAUACCACCGGGCGGAAGGAUGGUCCCGGAAACGGUGGUAAUCAACAGCAGCACCAAGGGAAAGGAGAUGGGGCCGGUAAGCUACAGACGACGCUGAGUGCGCUUACGGCAGAGGAGCUGAAGAUUGUUCGCUUUGCACGGUCGCAGUAUGAACGGCGGGGCGGUUUUGUAAGAAUUUUCCCAACAAGUGACAGUAUGACCCGGUACGGAUCGUUGCUCGACCCAAUCACGGGCAUUCCUACGUCGGCGAUUACGUCGUCUAGCAGUGGCACCUAUCUAAUGAUCAUACCGCACAACUACAAUCAGAUGUUACACUCGCAGCUAUUCCCGGCCGGAAGUGAAACCGAGAACCGGAUCGUGCACCGCAUACAGAAGUACGAGCGGGCCCUUGAAAGCUCGCUACCGAUUACGAUCGGUCCGAAGCAUACGGCACCGAAGUGUGUGGAUGAAGCGAAACGGCUUCGAUUGCAGGUACGCAAGCUGAUCGAGAACGGGCACGAGAUGAGUAUUCUGCAGGCAAGGCGUGCCUUUGGCUUCUACCUGGAGUACAUCCUGAAGCGUCUGUCGUCCGAGCCGAAGCACAGCCACGAGGAGCUAAUUAUGAAGUUCCUCUAUCGCGUCGGUGCCCACAUGAAGACGCCCUUUUUCUUCCGCAACUUUGGAAACAAGGCGCUCGGCAAGGAUCGCGGUGCGAUGGUAGCAAAGCAGCUUGGUGACUAUUUGCAUCUGUACAACAAGGAGACGGAAUCGUACGUCGAUGUGUUUGAUAUCGUUGGCAUGCUGCCGAUAAAGCUGUUUGACGACUUUCUGAUGCAGGCCAGCGAAGCGGACCUCGAGUCGGUCCUGACGCUUCACACUAAUCUUACGCAGCAGAUGCCCUUUCUGUACAGUGGCUGUUCGACCAGUAUUCCACCGGCGCCACCCAUACCGGUCGGUGCGCACGGUUUUCUCAAGGCCCUUCCCAGCAUGGCUCCGGGCGGUGCUAACAAGGAACUGAUACGGUUGGAUCCGUUUUAUAGACGCGUUGAGAGUAGGUUACCGCUUGCAGCCCGUGUCGGUGGACUGUCGGAUGCACGCGGACCGGGUGGUGGUGUGGGAGAAUCGAAAAGCUCGGCACGGCUUUCGCCGAUGAAAAAGAAACCGCCUAUCGGUAGCAUGGUAAAAUCAUCCCGCGAGCGUGAACAGCGUUCAAACUGGCUUUACUGAGUUGAGGGUGUUUUGCUGUAGCAUGUAAGAACAUUAUUUAUUCGUUAUGCGUUAUUUGUAUACCUUCUGUUUAGUGGAAUUUUUCGUGACGUUUUGUUCGUGUAGGUAGUAUUGUUUCCUAAAUGUUAGUGUUAUAUUUUGUGUUAAAUUAUUUUCUAUGUGUUUCAUUUAGUCAAUUAACGUUUAUGCUUGUGUACAGUAAAAUACGUUUAUGUGAUUAGUUUAUACGAGCGAAUGCGAGUCCUUCUCACGUCUCACGAUUGUCCAAAGAAGGGCUGAUAGUAGCAGUGUUAAUAGUGAAAAGGAAUCCAGUUUUUAAAGUUUGUUCAUAAUAUACGCGAUUGUGACUUAAUCUCAUUUUCCUAGAAGUAAGUGAAUGCAACGCGAUUAAAGUGCUUUUUGUAAAAAGAAUUAAGCUUACAAUUGAACUCCAUUCGACCGGAGAUUGGGUUUCGUUUUGGUUUAGAUGCUUUGCAACCGACUUACCGUAACGCAGCAAAGAAAUAGUAGCAAUUGCUGGCAGCUAUCCUAAGCAAGCACAGUCCCAAGAUAGGAAAAAGUAUCAGACCCGAAUUUAAAUUGUCUAGUCAUGUAUUCCAAAAAACAAACACGUUCUUAAAAGCAUACCAAUUUGCCCGCUUUGUGAUUGACGCUAGUGAGGUUUGCGCUAGCGGAAAAAAUGUGACAUUGGCAAUGGCAAAUAACGAACCUUGUGCACCAAAAACUGAAAGCAUAUGAACAAAACUGGCUAGUAAAUGAAAUACAAAUACAAACCAUUAGCUUAUAAUGUGAUAUACGAAACGAUGUAGGAUACCCAAAUGCUGCAAAAUUUCAAAAAUACUCGGUGCUCGAAAGAUCGAAACGAAGGACAAAUGAGUACCGCUCACAACAAUACAAGCUACCAGCAACAGAUGAAGUACAUUUAAGCGUAACGAACAUAAUCCGUCAAAUAUGAAAUGAAAUCAAGUGCUUUUUCUCUCUCCUCACUCGCGCAUCACGAGUUUUAAUGUGUUUUAAGACAAGCUAACAUAAAACAAAUCAAUACAACAACCCCGAAAAUCAACAAACUAACUAAUGCAACGAUUGUGAGGCCGUUACAUGUUGAUCUUUAAGCGAAAAGACAACAAGAAAUACAAUAUUUACUAACGGUAGUUUCGUAUACCUUUUUGGACGAAGACAAGUAAUUAUAAAAUAGGCAUGCGUUUGUACAGCGGCAUGCAAUUGCUUAACAAAGGUAGAAAUACAUAUAAAAUUUGUUUCGGUUGUUCUUUUAACGAAGGACUAGCUUUGCUUACAGUCUUAAUACUAAUCAGUGGGAUAAAAUGCUUGCUACUAAACGAAAUGGACUUCAGCAAUGUGAAAGAUAAUGUUGCAGUUCAUAAGCAUAUUUCAAGAGUUAAAAAGCCCGACUGCAGCCAGAAAUAUUCCAUUCUUUGAAACAUGCUUAUCGUUGCAAGUGUUUAAAAGAUAUUACACACCAAUAGAGAAAACCCCAAACAGUUAACGAGGAGAGUACCGUAAGAGCAUAUGGUGAACAGAAUUUACAAUCAUAAUAGAGAACAAAAACCACUAGUAAUAAGUAUUCUGGGCUUAACACGGUAAAGCAUAGAACAACCGUAAACGCAUGCACAAAACAUUGUUGCUUUGAAAGUAAAUUUUUAACGUAUAUAAAUGCACAAAACGUUUGCGCAGUGUUUGCAAGUUGCAUUAUUCGCCGUAAACUAAGCAAAAUAGUAGUGGCGCAAGGUUACGCACAAAUGAAUUACUCGUGUAGGAACCGGAACAUUAUGAAGCAUGUUGCAUACUUUGCGUAAUGGGCUACAGCUGUAAGAUACCACGGAAUUUUUAAACGUGAUUCGAUUUUGUUUUGCGGUUUUUGUUUGUCAAUAUUAAUUAGUUCACGCAUCGCCAUGUUAAGGAACUUCAGCGACAGUUAUAAUGUUGUUCACAUGAUACAAGAACGCGUACCAAGGUGUGAUUGCAGCAAACGUCUCGAGCAAGCAAGAGGGAAUGUUAAUGAGCGUAAAGCUUUUUCCUAACCAAAUAAAAAAAAAGCAUAACAAGGAUUUCAGAUUUAUUCAAUAGUAUACUAACUAACGUUUAAACUCUUGGUGAAGUGAUGAGGGAAAUGCUACAAACGAUGCAACAUUUUCACGUUAUUUCAAUUCCUACCAACGAUAAGGUAAUUUCUCUGUAGGUUGUUUGCAGGACAUCCUUUAUAGUAAAAACGACAUCCCUUACAACAUUUUGCAAAAGAGACUACGAAAUAAAUGAUAAAUUGAAAACCAA